AUGGCAAUACGCACUCACAAGUGGAAGCCGUCGAAGCCUACCGUCCCCGACUCCAAUUUCCAAAAGGAACUGCAGCAUUAUGCCCCGAGAUUGGCUCGCUUGGACUGGCGUCGGACCCGGCAUCCGGCCUAUACGCAUCUCUCCGUGAGCAAGACGGCUAAGGCCAUUGACACUUUUGAACUACUCCGAGAGUGUAGAUGCGAUAUUUCCUUCAUUCAUCCUUCCGCCGUUGUUGUCGACUCCGGACUUGACCUUGGCCAGGCCAACGCCGCGCCCUCCGUUCCCUCAACAAACGUAGAUCGCGAGGUGCUUGCUGAAGGCGGGAGAGUUGAUUCCAGUCGGGUCGAAAAUAUCACCUACAUUCUGCGAACAAUGCAGCUCGAGGAUGCUGACCAAUUCAUGGCUCCCAUUAAGGCUCGCUGGGCAACGGGCAGCCCAAGCCUGUCAUCAUCAGCCUGGGGAAGAACUGCUGCGCCCGCUGGCGGCUGCACCACAAUGCAAAAGGAAGGGGACGCGUCCCCGCGGCGUUUGGGAGCGUCGCCCAGCAGAGGGCUUGGCUUCUCCGAAAAGGGAAGGGCCCCGGUCCUCCUCCCCCUCCGCACCAAGCGUCGACCAUUCACCGAGGUGGCAGGCGUCUUGGGCGAUCAGUCCACGAACCUGAAGGGAAGCCUAGUGGGCGUGCUGGGCUGUCGGGCGUGUUUCCGUGGGUCGUGGACCGCAACGCGCAACGAUUCGCUGGAGGGCUACCCAGUCGGGGGUGGGCUGAAGCAGCGAACGAGGAGCGACUGGAUGGCGCCGUUUUCUUCUCCAGCUCCCGCUGGCGGCGACACAAGCGCACGACGACUCGACGACGGUUAUCGCGGCCUCGGGCCUGAUACGCGCGAAUCCCGAAUCAUGGAUACAACAUAUCAAACUGUCGUUCCCGAAGACUCUGGUGUGAGCACUGCCGGCAAUGUCUCCGUUGAGUCCCUUGGCGGUUUCGGCACGGUUGCAGGCGUGAAGAAUGCCAUUCCCUUGACUGGUUCCGGGGCUCCUUCCCUCACGGACCCGAUGGAGCUCGAUAUCGACAUCGACACCAUCUCGUGGGCUGGAGAUCUUGACUUCACUGUCCGUCGUCUCGAACCAGAUCACCUCGAUCUGAGCAUUGGUGUGCAGAAUACCAAUCAGCCCUCCAACCCCCCUGCCGACGUUCUCUUCGCAGAAGAUGAAAGCGUUCUACCCUCUUCGGCCGCGUCCUCUACUUCAUUCGAUGGACAGCGACGCACAGCCCCGUCUUCUGGGUCUCAGCUGAUCCCGGCACCCACCUCUCUGCUGCAGACACAGUCAUUCCCUGUCUCAACUCCUGGGAUGAACGCAGCUGAUCCUCGGCAACUGGACAAAACCCUCUACAACUAUGGCCUGGCAAGUGAGAGGCUGCGUAGGCAGUUAUCGCUGCUGUCCAAGGGCUGGGCUGGUGAUGAGAUUCGUUUCAAGAAUUGUGACCCCACCAAGGCAGUCAUCCUCCACCAGUUUGCGAUCGAGCUGGGCCUGGGCUAUAAUCACGAUGUGAGGACUCGUGAAGUGUCGAUGUCACGUCUCGACCCCGUUACCCCCGCAUCUAACCCACAAACCUCUGCUCGCCGCCCGUCCUCUUCGAUGCCACGAUCAUCUACCGAGCUGGACUCCGCGCUGUGCUUGCCGACUCUUCCAGUAUUUCAAGGGACCGUGUUUGCUGAAGCAGCCACCCCGUUUCUUGCUCGCCACGACAAAGGCCAGUCAAUUCCAGCUCGGCGAUGCCUCUCUGUCGAUGUUGCUGAGCGCUGUUUGCUGUCUGCCGAGAGCCAAAGGCUGGCUGACAUGAAGGCGGUUUUCGAAGGCGCCUCAUACAAGCUCUCUAUCAGUGAUGCAAAACACCGGGCUUAUUUUGUAGCCUUUAUUGAAGCUGGCAGAUAUCGUGACCACGAGUCUCUCCACACAAGCUAUUCUGUUAGCGGCAAGACUUAUACGUACACCGAAUUGAUAGCCAUAAUCGCCUGGGAGCUCGCAGAGAACCAUGGUUUGUUAUCUUUGUUGGAGAUUAAGGAAUGGAACAAUUUUAUGAAUAUGAUCGAGACUGCUUGCAUCUAUGAAUCCGAGAUUGGCCAGACCUCGCUGGUCAUUCUUUCAGUAAUCUGCCUAAGACAUUGCCUCGAAGCCCUGCGACUUCACUCAGCCCAGUUGCUCACCCCGAGUGCUCAUGAGGAUUGCUGCGGAGGGCGUUGUCAAGUCGAGUGCAUCCAAAACCUCACGACUCGAAUCGCAGCCUACAUCGAUGAGCUGUCUGCAGUGAUCUUCAAUAAGGAGAACAUGCGCGAUAGAAGAUGGUGGCUAUCGACUUUUUACAGCCUUUACAUCCAGAGUUAUGUACGGCAUGCUUUGAUUGCCAUCGAAAAAAUUCUCCGAUUUCGAGUUCUCGACGACGCUCCUACUGAAGACCUCGCAGCCACUCAAUAUCUUCACCUCCCCACAAUCCUAUUUACCGCAGCGUCUGCCAAAUAUGACCCUCUCUUUGAUGGGCGACUUCAACAACACGAAGCUGAAAAGCCUCACCCGUGCACCCAAUGUAAGAAGCGUUUCAAGUCUCCAACAGAGGCGGAACGUCACAUCAAUGCUAUCCAUCUCAAGUCCGAUUCUUGGUCUUGCAAGGCGCUCGAGAACUGUCUUCUUGCUUUCCAAUCGGAGACCUUCAAUGGUGUGGUCUGGGACGUAUGUGGCUUCUGUGGUGGUGGAUUUGCUCGAAAUCAUAGCAAAGGCAAUAGUGAUGAGAAUGGUGUUAUUGGGGGUGAUAGUAAUGAGGCCACACCCGAGCAUAAGGCGGAGCUGGUUUCACAUCUAGAGUCGGUGCACAAAAUUGGCGAGUGCGACCGCAACAAAAAGUUUUAUCGUGCCGACAACUUCCGUCAGCACCUGAAGAACACACAUGUGGCCAAGCCUGGGAAGUGGCUAAAGACAUUGGAGAGGGUGUGUAGGACAACGAGGGAAGAGGAACCAUCUGCGUAA
This is a messenger RNA of Thermochaetoides thermophila DSM 1495, 3018 nucleotides long. RefSeq lists its product as uncharacterized. Lineage: Eukaryota; Fungi; Ascomycota; Sordariomycetes; Sordariales; Chaetomiaceae. The transcript has 9 exons. The record is from RefSeq and is a predicted model, not a curated record. The coding region runs from base 1 to 3018 and encodes 1005 amino acids.